This is a messenger RNA of Coniosporium apollinis CBS 100218, 225 nucleotides long. RefSeq lists its product as uncharacterized. The record is from RefSeq and is a predicted model, not a curated record. Lineage: Eukaryota; Fungi; Ascomycota; Dothideomycetes. The coding region runs from base 1 to 225 and encodes 74 amino acids. The transcript has a single exon.
AUGUCCGCCCCCAACGCCGGCCGCCAGUCUCCCGACCCAGAGGGCCAGGGCAAGCAGCAGACCGAUCCGCAAGCCAACCCAAACGAGCAGGGCGCCGCUCCCUCCAAGGACCAUGCUCAGGAGGCCUCCGACGAGGCAAAGAACUCUCUGCCCAGCAACCCGGAGCACCCGCUAGAGAAGGCGGCGGAGGAGAAGACGAGCAAGACUACGGACCCGACCAAGUGA